AAACAUCAUCGAACCACUUUCAGCACUUCCAACUUUCAUUUCAAACGAUAGACGCUAAUUCUCCUGUUACCUCUACCUCUUAAUCGUCUAUCCGAAGUCAACAUUCGAAAUGGCAAUUAAACCUAUUACCGGCAUGCUCCGAAGGGGCCUUGUUACCGACCUCGGCAUUGGACUUGGACUCGGCGUAACUUUCGCUAGCCUAUACUGGCACGGAUACCACAUGCCGCGCACCCACGCGCGAGACAACUUUUACAAGAAACUUGAGGACGAGCGGGCCUCACGGAUGAUCUAAGAGGAUGGCGAGGGGUUACCUAGGUGAGGGGGAAGACAUGCACAUACCAAAGAGGGCGAAACAUCGGACACUAGACGAGAACGUCAUUUUUUCUAUCCAGGUUGAGGUUAGAGAAUGCUAUAGACGAUAGUUAGGCUUCGAGAGCUGGACGGCCGACUGUAUUAUACGAACGAAACCCGCCCACCGAAAUCAGACUUCGAGAGUAUUCUCAUCCACAUGAGUUGUUGUUAUUAGUCGUGACUAGUUCGUAUGAAAGCCUAUUGGUAUCGAUAUUGGUAACUGGAUAAUUGAGAUAUAUGUUGGAAAAUAAAUACUAAGUCAUCUGAGGACAUAGUAUAGAUAGGGUAUGGGUCGAUUUAUCACGAUUUAUAACCGAGGUCAGAAGGUAAGAAAACGUACGAGUGAUUAUGGGAAGUGCCAAAAUGUAAAAUAAAGAGUUUACUAAAACUGGCAUUUGAUUCUAUUAUUAAAUAGCA
Molecule: messenger RNA, 768 nt
Organism: Annulohypoxylon maeteangense
Lineage: Eukaryota; Fungi; Ascomycota; Sordariomycetes; Xylariales; Hypoxylaceae
Product: cytochrome-c oxidase, subunit VIIa
Exons: 4
Coding region: 110-292 (60 amino acids)
Biological process (GO): mitochondrial electron transport, cytochrome c to oxygen
Source: RefSeq, a predicted model, not a curated record